Messenger RNA from Vavraia culicis subsp. floridensis, 740 nucleotides. RefSeq lists its product as uncharacterized. Gene Ontology annotation, cellular component: cytosolic large ribosomal subunit; ribosome. NCBI's taxonomy places the organism in Eukaryota, Fungi, Microsporidia, Pleistophoridae. The coding region runs from base 1 to 417 and encodes 138 amino acids. The transcript has a single exon. The record is from RefSeq and is a predicted model, not a curated record. Gene Ontology annotation, molecular function: structural constituent of ribosome. Gene Ontology annotation, biological process: translation.
AUGGCACAACCGGUCGCACAGUUAGAGAAUGUCCUAGCAGAGAUAAACACCUCCAAGUGCAAAAAGACGUUCAAUCGUUUUAAAUCGGAUCGAUUUAAACGUGUAAAGCCGUCGUGGCGUCAUCCAAGAGGAAUUGAUAAUCGUGUGAGGAGAAAGUACCGUGGCACGAUAUCAAUGCCGAACAAGGGGUUUAAGACUGCCGGUGUCAUCAAGAAUUUAACACCGGAUGGAUACAGGAAGGUGAUGGUGAGCAAUGUUAGAGAACUGGAGGCGUUGACGUCGUUGAACAUGUACUACUGUGCCGAGAUCAGGCAUGGUGUGGGUGCGAAGAAAAGGAUCGAAAUUGUGUCAAAGGCUGAUGAAUACAACAUUUUGGUGACUAAUCGAACUGGCAAGUUGGUGGAGGAUACGAAGUAAAGCUCUUUUAUUUGAUAGAUAGCUAUUUGUGUGUUACGCCGGCAGUUUGUUGCAUUGUGGGAUGAUCAUAUUCUGUUACCGGUUAUGUUUAUUGUAGUGCCGUAUUCACCCUUCCAUCAGACUGUGCUAGUGGACUCUAAACGGUAUGUGUAAAUCAUACUUAUCGCGUUUUAUUCAUAACCGCUCACACGCUGUAAGCGUAGUAGAAUUGUUUAAUGAUUUUUAAAUCUGCUGUUGGCGAAAAUAAUGCACAGCACGUAUGAUAUUCUAAAAAAUGUAUCUUUGUGUCAAUUGCUGUAAAUAAAGGUCAUCUUCGUAGCAAA